UUCCAUCCACAAAACACAAAUUCUACAUAUAAAUAAUACUACUCUUCUCUACUCCCAAUCACCCAAGAAUACCAUACCCACCGUUGAUUCCCUCUUCUACUUAGCCAGAUAAAUGGCUGGGAUGCUCCCCGGAGUCGAAGCAGCAAGAAGAAGGAGAUUUCACCACAGCAAUCCCAUCGACGGCGCCGGCGCCGCCACCUCCACCACCCGUUCUUCUUUCUGUUUGUAUGCAACCAAUUACUCCCAUCAACUCAACAUCUAUCCUUCCUCUUCCACGGAAAGGAAGACGGGAGAGGAGGUGGAGUGUGAGGAUGAGAAGCUGGAUGCGACGGCGAGAGAAGCUAAGUGGAGAUUGGAUCAGAGGCUGCAGACCCAUUUGAGAUCAAAGAUCAAGAGGGGCACAAAAGGAAGAGAAACAUCAAUCUCUGUGGAGGGGAGGCUAAAGGAACAGACGGAUGUACCAACAGAUGUGUAUAAAGAAGUGAAGAAAAGUGGAUAUCAAAUAUUUAAAGCAGCUAAAUUGUCAAAAAUGCCCUUUAGUUUAUGAAGAUUCAUGGUUUCACAAAAUUUUGGGGAAGAUCAAAACCUGGAUUAGAUUUAGGUUAAUAUUCCAAUCCACCACAUAUUCUUGUAAAUAUUUAUCUAUUCUUGGAUUGUAAAGAUUGUUUUACAUGUUGAUGUUGCUUGAGACUCGCAACCGUUGCGCGAGGUGUUGUCCGCUCUAAUUUUAUUAUGAGCUUCUAAAAAAACAUUUUACUAGGAA
Molecule: messenger RNA, 763 nt
Organism: Sesamum indicum (sesame)
Lineage: Eukaryota; Viridiplantae; Streptophyta; Magnoliopsida; Lamiales; Pedaliaceae
Source: RefSeq, a predicted model, not a curated record